Sinocyclocheilus grahami is the source of this 606-nucleotide messenger RNA. Its product is annotated as general transcription factor IIH subunit 5. Bases 1 to 216 code for a protein of 71 amino acids. Gene Ontology annotation, cellular component: transcription factor TFIIH holo complex; transcription factor TFIIH core complex. Gene Ontology annotation, biological process: transcription by RNA polymerase II; transcription initiation at RNA polymerase II promoter; nucleotide-excision repair, preincision complex assembly. The record is from RefSeq and is a predicted model, not a curated record. The transcript is spliced from 2 exons. Lineage: Eukaryota; Metazoa; Chordata; Actinopteri; Cypriniformes; Cyprinidae.
AUGGUUAAUGUCUUAAAAGGAGUUCUCGUUGAAUGUGACCCAGCUAUGAAGCAAUUUCUUCUAUAUCUGGACGAGACAUCUGCAUUGGGGAAGAAAUUUAUCAUCCAGGAUUUGGACGACACACACGUUUUCAUCCUAGCUGAAGUUGUGCAGAUUCUCCAGGAGCGAGUAGGUGAACUGAUGGACCAGAAUUCAUUCCCCAUCACCCAGAAAUAAAUGUCUGAAUCGGACAGCAGACCCUACAAUCUGUGGGAGCAGAUGGAUGUGGAGAUUCUUUCAGCACAAUUGCACAAACAGAUGUAACUGAAAUGUAUAGACGACUGGGUACCAAGAUGAUGCAUGUUAUCCUUGGUUUAGUUUGUUGCAUACAUUUUUCAUCUGAGAGAAUUAUAAAUUUCAAGUUAUUUAUGUUGCAUAUGUUUCAAAGACAGCUGCUUGAAUCUUUGCUGUGUUCUGACAGUAUGGUCAAUGAAAUGUGUUUUGCAUGGAAAAUGGCAGUAGCUGCAGAAAGAAACAAUACUUUUUUCCCCCCCCAACACUUCAGAAUUGUAAUCAAACUGAAAGCAGAUGGUUGAUGACAGUGUGGUUUAUAUACAUGCAUAAUAU